GCAAAAAGCCCUUCAGUUUAUCAACACACUGUGACCGCCGACGGUAUUCAAGUUAAUGCUUGUAGUAAAUUUUCAACUCCGACACCUCAACCUGCAUUGCAUCAUUAGGCAUUAAGUAUCUCUCUCUUCACACCCCUGCGGAUAAAGGCCCUGCGGUGCAAUCAUUUUUGCAAUCUCAGUCCUUACACUCUGCUUUUCAAUGCCUAUUCCUCCGUUUAAAUGAAUUCGUAGAAAGACUGAGAGGAAAAGAAAGAGGAAGAUGAUAUUUUUCUCGAUCCCCGAGCUUGUUAUAGUGAUCGCAGUUUCGGUUUCGAGAUUGUGUUUCUUAGAAGCUACUACUGAUCCCGUGGACUUGCAAGGACUUCAAGUGUUGUACACUUCACUGAACAGCCCUUCACAACUGAUUGGUUGGAAAGCAAAGGAAGGUGAUCCUUGUGAUGAAUCAUGGAAAGGGGUUAUUUGUGUAGGCUCUUCUGUGGUCUCAAUAGAAAUUUCUGGGCUGGGGUUGAAUGGAACAUUGGGAUACCUGCUCAAUUCUCUUACAUCAUUGAAAGAACUGGAUAUGAGCGGCAACAACAUUCAUGAUCUUAUCCCAUAUCAGCUACCUCCAAAUCUCAGAAGACUGAAUCUUGCGAAUAAUAACUUAAGUGGAAGUAUUCCUUAUUCCAUCACACUCAUGACUUCUCUUCAUUAUCUGAAUUUUAGCGGCAACUCUCUCGCGCAACCUAUUGGAGAUGUGUUUGCAAACCAUUCUGACCUUUCAACGCUGGAUCUUUCAUCGAACAACUUCAGCGGUGAUCUCCCACCUUCUUUGGGGUUGUUGUCAAAUCUUUCAACAUUUCGCAUGCAGAACAACCGUUUGACUGGUACUCUUAACAUUUUGGUUGGUUUACCUUUGACCGAUUUGAAUGUAGCAAACAAUAGUUUCAGUGGAUGGAUACCAAAUGAGCUCAUUUCUAUCCCCAAGUUCAUAUAUGAUGGGAAUUCAUUUGCCAAUGGUCAUGUUCCUCCUCCGCCACCAUUUACCCCACCUUCUGCAAGUAGUCCCCACAGAAAAAACUACACUCCACCCGGACCACAUGAAACUCCAAGUUCUGAUGACAACCUAUCCAGCAAUCCAAACAAGGAAAAGGAAAAUAGUGGAAUUUCAGUUGGAGCUAUCAUCGGCAUAGUUCUGGGGUCUUUAUUUUUAGUUCUCUUGGCUAUUCUUCUGAUUGUAUUUUUCCUCCAAAGGUUCCGGAAGAAGGAAAUUGCAGCAAGGCCAUCCAUUGAAAGUCUUCAUCUCAAUGCAGAUAAAGAGUUGCUAGAUGUAAGAGAAAGGUCAACUUCUAGAAUAGUAGACAUGAAGCUCCCAUCAACAGAGAAAUCCAUGAUUGAAAAGAUGCAAGGGAAGAAUGGAUCUCUAAGAAGACCCCCUUUUAUUGCUUCUCCUUACACUGUUGCAGCACUUCAAUCAGCUACAAACAGUUUUAGUCAAGAAAAUCUUAUUGGUGAGGGCUCUCUUGGGCGUGUCUAUAGAGCAGAAUUUCCUUAUGGAAAGACACUGGCCAUAAAAAAGAUAAACAGUGCAGCAUUAUCACUGCAAGAGGAAGACAAUUUUCUAGAAGCCGUUUCGAGCAUGUCAAGGCUGAGACAUGCCAAUAUUGUCCCGCUUGUGGGAUAUUGUGCAGAGCAUGGACAACGUCUUCUUGUCUAUGAUUAUAUUGGAAAAGGUAGCUUGCAUGAUAUGCUGCAUUUGGCUGACGAGAGGAGCGAACUGCUGACUUGGAGUGCACGUGUAAGAGUAGCACUUGGCACUGCUCGAGCUCUAGAAUACUUGCAUGAAGUGUGUUUGCCAUCAGUUGUGCAUAGAAACUUCAAAUCAGCGAACAUUUUGCUAGAUGAAGAGCUCAAUCCUCACUUGUCUGACUGUGGUUUGGCUGCUUUAACACCGAACACAGAGCGCCAGAUUACAGCGACACAUAUGGUUGGUUCAUUUGGUUACAGUGCCCCUGAGUUUGCGUUAUCUGGAGUAUACACUGUGAAGAGUGAUGUGUAUAGUUUUGGCGUGGUAAUGUUGGAGUUAUUGACCGGAAGGAAGCCACUUGAUAGCUCCAGGGAUAGAUCAGAACAGUCACUUGUGAGAUGGGCAACACCUCAACUUCACGAUAUAGACGCCUUGUCAAAAAUGGUUGAUCACACAUUGAAUGGCAUGUAUCCCGCGAAGUCCUUGUCCCGUUUUGCUGACAUUAUUGCCCUUUGUGUUCAGCCUGAACCAGAGUUUCGGCCACCCAUGUCCGAAGUGGUGCAAGCGUUGGUCCGGUUAGUCCAACGAGCAAGCGUAGUUGUAAGACGGUCCAGUGAUGACUCGGGAUUUUCGUUCAGGACUCCAGAUCAUAAUGACCUCACCAUGGACAUGCCAUAGUAGAGUAACCUCUGCAAUUUUGCAAGUAACAUCAGCAGAGGCACAUGGCGAGAGCAGGUUUAAAUUGAACUGACACGAUCACAUGAGAGAAUUGCAGGUGGCUGAUAUAAAAUGAGAAGAAGAAAGUUGUGAAUAAUUAUGUCAGCAUUUUUAACUCAAGGUAAAUAAAUUUAAUGACAGGAAAAUAUUUUCUGUGCAUCUACUUGAAAUCCUGAACAUCUUGGGAACAGAAAUGGUGCGCCAUUUCAUUGUUGAUACAUUUAGACCCCGUUUGGUAGCACAAAAAUUGGCUGUUUUGGCUGAUUCUGAUGAAAUGUAUGAAGUUCUGG
Molecule: messenger RNA, 2733 nt
Organism: Cuscuta epithymum
Lineage: Eukaryota; Viridiplantae; Streptophyta; Magnoliopsida; Solanales; Convolvulaceae
Source: the annotation of a GenBank genome assembly